AUGUCAAAGAUCGCACAAACCCCUGCCCCGAUCGACACCGCUGUCAAGGCAAAACAAGCAGAUUCCGCUUCCAAGCGCUUGGCAUCCCACUUUUAUCAUCAGCCAAUCAGAACCAAGGCGCAAAUCCCCUUGUCUUGUCUUGCUCGGCCUCGGCCCGGACGGAACGUGGAAACCGGCACGGCACCGCAAUUCAACCAAGCACCAACCCUUAAUCAAGCCAACCUUUUUCCUCCGUAUCACCUCCACCGAUCGCCGAGAUCACAACCGCAACCACACAUCCCGAAAAUGGUCCCGAGAAUACACACCUACCGUCCGCUCCUGCGGCUUGCCCACCGGCAAAUCCCCGCCCAACCCCGACCAAACCUUAUCGCCGCCGUCGCGUUCUCAACCUCCCAGUCGACCCAGAACCAACCACCACCACCACCACCACCACCACCCUCACAAACCCCCUCCGAACCCCUCCCGGAAACCAUCCACAUCAGCGACGCCUCCACUCCCCCUCCCCCAGAGCCUCUCAUCACCAAAACCAUCCCCAACCGCCGCCCCAACCGCCGCCGUCUGAUCUCCCGCCUCCUCUUCGCCGGCACCUUCCUCCUCCUCGGCACAAUCGGCGGCUCAACCCUCCGCCUCUUCAUCUCCCCCCCGACCCCUCCCACCCCCGACACCGACCAAGACAAAUACGUCAUCUCCGACCUCCACUCCCAAGCCUCCCGCCUCCCCAUCGUCCAGCAACUCUCCUCCAACCCAGCCUGGACCAGCUGGGAAGCCUACAACACCCUCCCCCCAUCCCACCGCGCCCAGCACAUCACAGCCCACACCCUCCGCGGCUCCCGCGGCGUGGGCGGCUACCAGCGCAUCUUCCACAACGCCUCCACCGGCGAGCUCGUCUCGGUGAUCUUCUUCGGUCCGGCCACCAUCGGCUGGCCCGGUGUUGUUCACGGGGGGUGUUUAGCCACCAUUCUGGAUGAGAGCUGCGGUAGGGCGGCGUUUAAGCAAUGGGGUGGGCUGGCGGGUGUGACUGCCAAGCUGAAUAUCGAAUACAAAAAGGCGACGUUGGCGAAUGGGUUCUAUAUCAUAAGAGUAAGACCAAGGACGGAGGAGGAGUUGCCUGAACGUGAGAGGGGGAAGAGGCAUUACAAGAGCUGGGUGGACGCGGUGAUUGAGGACCCGGCUACGGGGCAUGUGACGGUGAAGGCGGAGGCGUUGUUUGUGGGGGGGAAGGGGAAUGGGAAGGGGGAGGGUGAGAAGAAGUUUAGUUGGGGGGGAAAGGUGCAGGAUGCGCAUGCCGAGUUUUGA
This is a messenger RNA of Podospora pseudopauciseta, 1296 nucleotides long. RefSeq lists its product as uncharacterized. The transcript has a single exon. Bases 1 to 1296 code for a protein of 431 amino acids. The record is from RefSeq and is a predicted model, not a curated record. NCBI's taxonomy places the organism in Eukaryota, Fungi, Ascomycota, Sordariomycetes, Sordariales, Podosporaceae.